GUCCGUAUGAUUUUUUUUUUAUGUUUCAUAGAUAACACGGUCAAGGGGCACUCUUUGAAUCCGUCAGUAUUGGUGAAUAUUUAACCCUCAGCCAACCCCCUUUCUGCUUUCCACAUCCUCCCCCUUCUUCCCCUUCUGUGUUCUUACCUUUUCACGAUUAAUCUCAGUAGAAACUGGGACUCAGCAUGACAUCCAAUCCCAACAGCUGGAACCACAACCCGGUGUCGCGUUCUAUCUUCAGAAACGCUUUGCGGGCAUAAAGACCUCUGAAAACAUCGGUGGAGAAAGCCUUUGCCUCGUUAGGACGUACCCCCCCCCACCCCCUCCUCCUCGGUUGAGGAUCCAGCUCAGCUAUGGAACCCUGAAAAAAGACUGGGUAGCUACUUGGACCAGAAAAGUAGAGCCCCCCCCCAAAAAAACAAAAAUGGCGUCCGUCGGCUUGCAGAUGAUGGGCUAUUUCAUGGCGCUGUUGGGUUUGUUGGGCGCAGUCAUCGCUACGCUCCUUCCCGAUUGGAAGGUCAGCUCCUACAUCGGCGCCAGCAUCGUGACGGCCGUGGGUUUCAACAAGGGGCUGUGGAUGGAAUGCGCCGUCUUCAGCACGGGCAUCACCCAGUGCGACAUCUACAACUCCAUGCUGGGUCUGCCGCCGGAGACCCAAGCCGCCCAAGCCCUCAUGAUCACCUCCUGCGUGGUCUCUGGCCUCUCCGCCCUCCUCUCCGUCUUCGGCAUGAAGUGCACCAUCUUCAACCAAGGGAACCCCGGCAAGGACAAACUGGCGGUGACCGGCGGCGCCUUAUUCGUCCUAGGCGGGGUCAUCUGCAUGGUGCCCAUCUGCUGGAACCUGCACACCAUCCUGGCCGACUUUUACAACCCGCUGCUCCCGGACGCCCAGAGGUACGAGAUCGGGUCGGCCCUGUACCUUGGCAUCAUGUCUUCGAUAUUCUCCGUGGUGGGCGGCGCCAUCCUAUGCGCUUCGUGCCCCCGCAGGGAGCCCGAGCAGGGCUUUUAUAGCAAGUACCAGAGGAGCAGGACGGUGACGUCCAACAAAGGACCCAACCCCAAGGUAGAGAAUAGCGGCUACAGCCUCACAGGUUACGUAUAGAAGGAGACCUUUAAAAGAACGUAAACUCUCUACUCCAGGCUUCACCGAUCGGUAGUCGAUCCCGUACGCCACAUACUGCCGAGUCAGUGGACUUAAGAGACUUGCUAAUCCUAUUCAUUAGUUCUGCUUCACCGGAGAAAAAAAAAACUGACUUAACGGGACGGGCAGCGUACUAGAAUUCUUCAUUUAGUUCCUCCGAUAGACGGAAUGUUUGACUGUUAGAAAAAAAAAAAUGCAACUUUAACUUUUUCGCCUUCCUCUGGAUCAACUGUGGGUAUAGAAUUGGAUAUA
Molecule: messenger RNA, 1393 nt
Organism: Rana temporaria (common frog)
Lineage: Eukaryota; Metazoa; Chordata; Amphibia; Anura; Ranidae
Gene: CLDN2
Product: claudin 2
Exons: 1
Coding region: 425-1102 (225 amino acids)
Biological process (GO): bicellular tight junction assembly; calcium-independent cell-cell adhesion
Cellular component (GO): plasma membrane; bicellular tight junction
Molecular function (GO): structural molecule activity
Source: RefSeq, a predicted model, not a curated record